UCCUCGGCCAGGUCCUCCCGAGUCGCUGGGGGGCGCCUGGCUGGGCCUGGCCUUGCCUUGCCUGGGGAGGAGGCGCCGGGCCCGGGUUCCUGCUCCUGCUCGGCGGCCUCGCCGUCAGCCCGGCUCCUGCCUCCGCCAUGCCUUACGCCAACCAGCCCACGGUGCGCAUCACGGAGCUCAGCGACGAAAACGUCAAGUUCAUCAUCGAGAACACGGACCUGGCAGUAGCAAAUUCCAUCCGGAGGGUGUUCAUCGCUGAAGUUCCCAUCAUAGGUCUGAUUCCACUUACCAGUGACGAUGUUGUUGAUAAGCUGCAGUAUUCCAGGGAUUGCACCUGCGAUGAGUUUUGUCCCGAGUGCUCAGUGGAGUUCACUCUCGACGUUCGGUGCAACGAAGACCAGACCCGCCAUGUUACAUCCCGGGACCUCAUCUCUAACAACCCUCGGGUCAUACCGGUGACGUCCCGGAGCAGAGAUAAUGACCCCAACGAUUACGUCGAGCAGGAUGACAUCCUCAUUGUGAAAUUACGGAAAGGCCAGGAGCUGAGGCUGCGGGCCUAUGCAAAGAAGGGCUUUGGCAAGGAGCAUGCCAAGUGGAACCCCACGGCAGGAGUGGCCUUCGAGUACGACCCAGACAACGCGCUGCGGCACACGGUCUACCCAAAGCCGGAGGAAUGGCCGAAAAGCGAAUACUCUGAAAUUGAUGAAGAUGAAGCCCAGGCUCCAUAUGAUCCCAAUGGGAAACCGGAGAGGUUCUAUUACAACGUAGAGUCCUGCGGCUCUCUCCGUCCGGAGACCAUCGUCCUCUCGGCAUUGUCCGGCUUGAAGAAGAAGCUGAGCGACCUCCAAACCCAGCUGAGUCACGAGAUCCAGAGCGACGUGCUGACCAUCAACUGAUUUCUGCCCUUGCCCUGGAGUAAUCCCAGUGUCCGGGAACCGCCCGGGACUCUUGCCGUAUUAGCGCAGAGGCAGUGAGGAGACUGUUGAGAUUGGGAGGGUGUGUGUGUGUGUGUGUGUGUGUGUGUGUGUGUGUCAGGUCCUUGUUUGACGGAGUCCCUUUGUCUUCAAGCCUGUUGGUGCAUUUGUUUAGCCACACCCUAACCCUAAAGAUGUCAAAAUCUGCAAAGCAAAAAAUGCAGAGGGGAGAUUUUUUUUUCCCCUGUUUUUUUUCCAGAGACUUUGGGGAAAUUUGGAGACAUGUUUUUCUCCACCCCGUUUUAUUCCAAACCCUCACAUCUCUACUCUUGCCCCCAAAGUGUCUUCAGUGCUCCCUUAAGGAGUGAGGAUAUAUUGUUUAGGGAAUUAAAACAGUGCAUUUAUGCCAUUUUCCCCGAGGAGGGUGAUUUCCCAUCCUCUCCCUCUUCUUCAGUGUGUUGGGAACUUGGCUUUUCACUCACUCUGCCAGGACUCUUUUCUGCCAACUGUACUUCUUGUCUUUUAGCCUCGUUUCUACAGAGCUUUUGGUGUAAACAGCUCCUGCCUGGCAGAUGCCCAGGUUAUGCAACUGCUGCUUGAUAGUAUUUGCAUUUGUUACUUGACUGAAUAAAAGCCUUUUUGCCGGUUA
Messenger RNA from Elgaria multicarinata webbii, 1563 nucleotides. It is a transcript of the gene POLR2C, whose product is annotated as RNA polymerase II subunit C. The transcript is spliced from 8 exons. The record is from RefSeq and is a predicted model, not a curated record. The coding region runs from base 138 to 896 and encodes 252 amino acids. NCBI's taxonomy places the organism in Eukaryota, Metazoa, Chordata, Lepidosauria, Squamata, Anguidae. Gene Ontology annotation, molecular function: DNA binding; protein dimerization activity. Gene Ontology annotation, cellular component: RNA polymerase II, core complex. Gene Ontology annotation, biological process: DNA-templated transcription.